AUGGCGGCGCCCUAUGAGGCUGACCACCUGUGGUGGACGGGCAUCGCGUCCCUGUGCAGCAGGCUGCGGUCGCCCGCCGGCCGCAAGGCCGCCCUGGCCAAGCUGCGGGACGGCCUGCUCAUGGAGAGCUCCGGAUUCUUCCGGCCGCCGUCGGACAAGUCCAGGGCCGCGGUGGAGGGGCAGACGGCCGUGCGGCUCAACGGGCGGGACAGGCAAUUCGACCCGACGACCGGGAGGUCGGCGCUACAGAUCAGCGAGUGCCUGAAUCUUGACGAGGUUCAGUCAUACUGCCUAUUGAAACAAUGGAUGAAGCAGGAGCGUUUGGAGGGUAGUAUGGGGCCGCCCACAGCAGAGCAGCUCCUACAGAUCAGGAAAUUGUACCUCAGAGAGCGGCUCAGUCUUCUGCAAGCGACGGUGUAUUUGCUCAGGAUAAGAUUUGAAGAUGAGCCUGUGGAUGAUGAUAUCCGGGAGGCUGUCAAGGACAAAAUCGACCGGCUUCUGGACAGCGGCCUGGAGAGCAAGCUGUUCUCUGUUCUAGAGGAUCAGCUGUCCUACCCAGAUUCCCUGCUUCGAUGGGACCCAAGUGCUGUGGAUCGCCCGCUAUCGGCUGGUAAUGUCGAGAUUUCUCUUCUGUUGAAGCUCCUGUUCCUGCUAUACUCACACGCGAGCCCCCCAUGCUCUCGGGUGGUGAAGGUGCUGCAACUGCUGAGAACGAGCAACGUCUUCACACAGAUUGAGGAGGACGGGCCAGAGAAACUGACUAUGGCCUUUCUUGUUGUUGUGGGGCUGUUCGACUUCAAUGGGCUGCUGCAGAGAUCGGCUGCUGGGGAUGGACACAACCAAGUGGCUCUGACAGCAGAGUCCAUGCAGGAGUUGGACGCCGAGGUGGAGUUAUGGUGGCACAAGGGGACAGAACUCUCAGAAAUGGUGAUUCUGGCUUGGAUUGUCUUCUCCUUUUUCCAUGGCAAAACGGGAGAAGGUUCCAUUAAUUUUCAGAAGCAUUGUGAAGUGUUGAACCAGCGAAUCGCAAUGGAUGCGCUGGAGUGCAUCGCCGGAUCUGUUGCCAAGGACGAUUGUGGGGUUGCCCGGGCAGCCAUGAUGCAGUUCGUUUCAGGCCUGCUGGGUUUUGGGCAGCGGUCGAUGGGGCAUGCCUUGACAUCAACUGUUGCCACUCUUCUUGAAGACGACUCUGCACUAUGGGCUGCUGUGUGGGGCAUGCAGGAGCUGGCCCCUGUGAAGCACAUGGUGGAGGAUGCCCUGGCCAUUGCACCAGCCUUUGUGGGCCCCGCCUCGUUGCUGCUGUCGGCCCUCUGCUCAAGCGAAGACUCCGCACAGGGUGUGUGGAGGAUGAUCAGCGACCAGCCCUGCACUGCACUGCUGCAUCGCAAGAGCCACCCCAACCUCAGGAUGGACAGGGAUGGAUGCACCUUUCGGACCUUGGGUCCUGUAGAAGCAGUGGAUGGCUCGGGGCUGACAGCACCAGCGGACUGUGUUGGAGCGCAACAUCCACUGCCCCCUUUCGCCCAGGAUCAGCAAGAUGUGGUCCUAAUCAAGUGGAGGACAUCCUGUAGCAUGGCGGGCCUUCUGCUCCAGCAAGUCUGGCACUGCUGCAACAGUCUGCAGAAGGGGCCGAGUGCGACCAGGCGUCGCUGUUUUCUUGAGAGGCUGCUGCGCAUCAUGCAUCUCUUCUCCAGGAUGCUGAUGUGUGGUGGUGUCGCAUUUGAGGAGGUUUCAUCAGAUUGCCAUGCCAACACACAGAUGGAUUUCAUCGAGCUUGUCUGCAAAGCUAUGGAUGAGAUGGUGGCAAACUUCCAUCCAGAGCUGCCUGUGCAGCAAGGAUUCGCUGACAGCCUGACGAUUCUCCGGUCGGCUGUGGGAAUGGCUCCAACGCGGGUGCUGGAUGCGAUCACAGCAUCGAGACUGCUCGCACCAAAGGCCACUGAUGUGCACUCAGGCGUCUAUGUCCAUGUUGGUGCCCUGGAAGCAUUUGAGGAGAAGGUAGAAAGCAGCUGCGGAGAGCCAGUCACAACGGUGGAGUUUGUGAACCUUGUCAGGGAGUUAAUCGAAGCAGGCCUUACUGGCCGACACUUGCAGAUGUACGUUGUAUUUAUCAUACAACACAUUCUUCCAAGACACAAGCAGUGGGCGUACACUGGUGAUGCCAUCAUGCACGAUGUCACUGCAGGGAUUUUGCACUGCAUCCACUCUGCCUUUAUGCAAUUUGGCGCCGCAUCGAUUGCUGAUGGUGGAAAAGCGGUGGAGCGUGUACUGGUGACGCUGUGUUCGAAAGAUGGAGCCCAGGCAUUUAUAAGUUGCAGUCUGCCACCCAGCAUCGCAGACCUGGCAGGGCCGGUUGACUGCAAAAUUGUGGAGAGUGCUGAGGCCGCAGCUGCACGGCUGCUCACCCUGCUCCCAGUAAUAUUAAUUGUGGCAGCAGAGCGUGACGUGGCAGGUCCACUGGUGGAAGCCAUCAUUCAGGGCCACCGUGGCUGGUGCAGGAGCAGCGCUCCCCUCCUCAUGUCCUUCGUGAGCUACAACAGUGGCACAACCAAUUGGCCAUUGCUGUCAUUGAGGUUCCUGUGUGCUCUGGCAAGCUCCGCUCAGCAGCUGGAUGUGACCCAGAUACUACCACCUUCAGCAGAUGGACCCAAGGCACGUGCUGCCCUACUGGCGUGUUUUGAUUGUGAGGUGGCGAUGAAAGACCCAGAUGUGUUCAUGGCCGCCUAUGACUUUUUGGUCAUUGCUGCUGAGCACCAUCCCGGCUUGCUGGAACCGCUCCUGUUUCCAUCGAAAUUGGAGGAUGCAGCCGUGGGUGCACAGCUCCAGGAGCAAAGUGCACUGGACCGUUUGUGGGGCGUUCUCCAGAAGACCAGGGACUUGCUGGAGAGUAAUCCCCAGUCGCUGUACAGCUGCAUCAGUGCUGUGCGAGGCUUGUGGUGGUGCCAAGAGCUGGCACCGCAGCCGGCGAUGCUGCUGCGCCAGCAGGAUGGCUUCUGGCGACACAUCACAGAGUGCUUCAGAAGCGAUGAACCUAAGAGCAAGGAGGAGCACAGGCAAACAUGGCUGCAGGCUGCAGAGGCAGCUGCUCUGCAGAUCAUGACCAUGGAAGCCAGCUCCAGUGUCCCAGCAAAUGGCAGUGGUCAGCCCGAUUCUGGACCCCAACAGGGCGUUUGGGUUGAACUGCGAGAAUGGUUCAGCAAUCGGGGGACAUUCCUGCGGACACUGCUGUCAAAAUAUGGCAAGUGCGAAGCAGAUCCUGAAGCAGUGGUGGAGGCAACAUGGCUGGCAGAGGUUUCUGCCAUAAAGAUCCUGAUGUCUGCCGCCAAGUACCAUCACAGGGCAGGCCAACACCUGGACAAUGCCCUAAUCAUUGUUCUGAUUAAGGCGGCAGCGCCUCUCCUUGCGUCAUGUGCAUCCGAUGCGGACAGAUUGCAAAGAUUAGCAUCCGAAUUCGACAAGACCACAAAAAGAAAGCGUGCCGCUACAAAAGGACCAGUAGAAGACAAGAGUGGCAGCUUGUCUGAACUCACACUUGGAAAAGACCUCAUCUUGGCAAUCAAGGAAAUGAUGGCUGAGUUGCCUGACUUUUCGUCUGUCGCUUUGACUGUCAAGCACACCAACAUCAACCAGGAUAGGGUGGCUUGCGUCAUACCAGACCUUGCUCAUGGCGAGAGCGAGCAUGUGGCAGAUCUUGCUGCCAUCCUGGAGCAUCUAAGCACUACCGAACUUCGCCAGGGCCUCAGGUUGCAGGCACUGGAUGCCCUGUGCCUGCUCAUUUCCAGGGGCGUUCAGACGAACCACGUCCAGACAUGCAUGACGCUCCCCAACUGCAUUGACCUGCUGGAGGACGUGGCUGACCUGCUGCGUCCCUGCUUAAAGAUGGCCACACAUGACCUUGAACUGGUUCUGCCAAAGACGCCAGCCCAGGUGGCCGGCCCCGAAGGCACUCUGCUGCACUCCAUUCUGGACCACAUCUCGGCCCUCUCAACCUUGUUGAUGGACAUGGUGGGCUGGUGCAGCGACGGGGCGACGACGGACUGGGUGGCUGAGAGGAGGGAGAUGUCUCCCAGCCCAUCCCCGAUGGGCAGGCCCCGCCUCAGUGGCGUUGGUGGGGCUGGCAGGCAAUCUGGUUGGGGGGCUCCAGGGCCGCUGGAGGCGGAUGUGUGUUUAAAGCUGCUGCGGACGCUGGACACCUGGAUUCAGAGCACCCACUUCCUUCAGGGUCUCAGAGGCCUUGACACCCAGACCAGCGACCGAGCAGAGGAGAUCACAGCAAACGUGCUGGGCACGCUGCUUGCGGUUGUCUGCAGCCUGCAGGCAACGUCCUCCAAUGCAGACCCACCUCCCAGCUCCUCCCUGACCCCCCUGCCAUCCCGAAGCGCAGGGGAAUUGGAGCAGCUGGCCACAGAUCUGCUCCCCAGCAUCUGUGCCCUGUGCCACGAGGGCAUUCACGGUCGAAGACUGGUGGGUGGUGCUGCUCUGUCCCUGCUGUCCAUCUUCUUGUGCCGCAACUUUGCCGGAGAGGAUGGUGUGCAGCUGGUGUUCAAGCACCUGGAGAUGGCAGGGCUGCUGCGAGAGGCGGCACAACUGCUAAGGCCACACCAGCUUGAGGAGGAUGAGGGGGGCGUUGCCAAUGGAAACGUGGCAUGGCCAUGGAGUUUUGCCCUCCUCCAUCUUUCCACUAUCCUGGCACGUGGCCAUGAAACAGCAAAGCUGCUGCUGACCCCAGCCUCCUGCACUGCACUUCUGGAUUACGCAAGGGAGCUGUUAGAUCGAUGCAACAACACAGAUGAACUGGAAGGUCAACCCAAUGGCAGGGAUGCCAGUGCCAAUGGGCACCACAAAAUGCCUGUGGACACCUUGGACCCAGGUGUCACCACUGCUCCCAUGCCCCGUGCAUACUCACGUGAGCACCAUCGGCGUGUUGCGCAUCGCCAGUGGUGCAUGAUGCUGCGUAUUGUCGGAACACUUGUGUGGGAGCAUGGUUCCAAUAAUGAGGCACAGGACCUGGGCAUCAACUUCCUGGGAUUGGGCGAACGGAUCCUCCUUGAAGCCCUGCAGCCACCUCUGGGCCAUCACAAGGAUCCCCUGACUUUGGCCUGGCUGCUGGAGGUGCAGCACACGACCUUCAUGCUAUGCCAAAUUUCCCACCUCCUUGUUGGCCGGCAGUGGAUCCUCCCAACAUCCCUCAAAAACUUCAGGGAGGCUGCUGCGAGCUUCGUGGGAUAUGCGGCGUCCCCCACCCGCAUGAAUGGCUUCUCUGUGGCGUGCCCCCCAGUGUCGGUGGAGGAGGGGAGGUCAAAGUCGCGUACCCCGCCGGGGGACCUGUCAGGCCCUGAGGGGUGGUUUAGGGUGUGCCUGGAAGGGGCGGAGACAGGCACUGGGACAGCCCAGGUGGGCGAGGCGGUCAGCAGCCUGGGGCCAGGUGGGGGUGGCAGCCAGGCCCUCGUGCUGCACCAGGGGAGGCAGGAGGGGAAUGGAGGGCCAAGGGUGGCGCUGUCAGAAUAUGCAUGGGAGCUUGGGUCCACGAUGCACACUGCCACACUCAAUGCACUCAUGUUUCUCCGGUUGUCGUUGCCUGCUGUGGGCCCCUGCGAGGCAGACAAGCUGGGAGGCACUUGGCCCAGCCGGCACUCACUGCUUGCCCUAAGAGAUCAGUGCCUGGCGCUGGCGCACUCUCUGAGUGCCGAUGACCCUGCCGAAGAUCCAUCCAAUGAAAUGAAAUGGAGAGAGCUCGCAGGGGUUGUGAGUCGGACCAUUGCCUUGGCGGAGGGCUUCUUGGACAUGUUUCAGUAUCAGCCGAAGCCGCUGGAGAGGAAGCGGGUUAGGGAGAGGACAGUGGGGUUGGAGAGGUUGCUUACUCCCAGCUAG
Messenger RNA from Ostreobium quekettii, 5871 nucleotides. NCBI's taxonomy places the organism in Eukaryota, Viridiplantae, Chlorophyta, Ulvophyceae, Bryopsidales, Ostreobiaceae. The record is from the annotation of a GenBank genome assembly.